This is a messenger RNA of Rattus norvegicus (Norway rat), 1657 nucleotides long. It is a transcript of the gene Fam47a, whose product is annotated as family with sequence similarity 47, member A. Lineage: Eukaryota; Metazoa; Chordata; Mammalia; Rodentia; Muridae. The record is from RefSeq and is marked validated.
UCCUCUUAGCAACCUGAGCAGCCCUAACAAAACAAGCUUGUAAGGCUGCGGCAAUUAUCUCAGUUUCAGGGGUACCAUGGGGGAGCAGUGGCUGCCAUGGAAUCGCCCCCGGCAAGUGCUUCAGCCAAUGCCUCUGGGAAUGACCAGCAAGCCCUGGUUCAAGGACAGGUUGCCUUCUAAGUGUUUUGCGAAGCACAAACAGGAACAACUGAAGUUCCCUACCUCUCUUGAUGGCCGACGCUGGGUGUUUGUGAAGGAAGGGCUGGAUGAUUUCAGGAAGGGCUGUCCGCCUAGUAAAGGUAUGAUCAUUCGGGGCCCCAAAGAGGGUUUUCUCCCAACAAUUACUCAUCAAGUCCACCGUGGAUCGAAAAAGAGUAAGCAAAAACGGUGUCAAGACGUAAACCUGUUUUCUUCUCUAUCAUUGGCUCAGCAAGCUCGUAAGUCCUUUGUGGAGAAAACAGAAGCAAACCUGACCCAGCAUCCAUUGGCCUUCUGGCCCCUGGAGGAAGGAGUUCCUAGCGAUAUUGAUUUCUUAGAAAAUGUGCUGGAAGCUCUGGACACUGACCAGAAGCUGGAGGAGAAAUUGAAUCAAUGUGAGGUCAGCAGAAAAUCUAUUCAAUCUGUCCAUCUGCCAAGUGUGGCUGAGGACUACCCUGAAAAACAAGAAGAGCGGGAACCUCCCAAGUUUCCUGGGGCACGUAAACAUGGUGUGCUUCAUGACAAAAAGCCUCGCAAAAAGAACCCUGCCAAGGAGUCUCUUUAUUACCGGCAUAUACCCAAAGGAGUCUAUGACUUCUGUGCAUGGGUUGACUCCUUUGGAGACUUGGGCAUUGACGAACAUUUCAUGAUGAAACAAUUCGAUAUUGGCUAUGAGUGCAAACCAGUCUAUACUGACUCUGCCAUCAAGAAAAUCAGCCUGCUCCCUACAGAUCUCAGGUUAUGCAGAAGGCUUAGCAAAGUGAAGGAGAUUAGAUUCUCCAUACAGGAGGCAAACUUUGAAAGGAAACUGCGAAAACCGAUUGAUCCUUACAAGCCCACCAGGGAUAAGAUAAGAUACGGUGCAUGGUACCUGAAGCCAUAUCUAUGGAAAAAGCUAGUAAAUGAUGAGCCUUUGUUGGACCCUGAAGAGUUAUUUGAACUUGAAGGUGGAAGACCUGGUAAACCAGACAUCAUUGAAGAUCUUUAUGGAACAAUUGCCUUUAAAGAUUUCAUCAUAAGCAAAGGCUACAAUAUGCCAACCAUUCUUGAGAAGUUGUUUAUGAGGAAAGGAUGGAAUUACGACACUGUCAACACUCCGAUACCAAGAGUACUAAAAGCACAUGAAUUGAUCAUGCAGCAAAAGGAUGAAGAUUAUGAUGAUGAAAAUGACUAGCUGGUUUUUCAUGUUAUUUGACUUUAUUCUACUCUCAUUUCAAAUAUUGAACAGAAUAUAUAUGAUGAAGAUACCACUAAAUUUGACCAUCUUUUUAGAUGUAAGACUUCAUGUUUAGAAACAUUUCUCAAUGAACUCAAGUGGACUUCUCUGCCUGCAUAAACAUCUUAUCAACUACAAGAUCAACAUUCAUAUAUACAGUGCUUAAAUUUAUUUACUAUUGAGAAUAUGGCAUAGUCACAUCAGUUACUUAUAAGAUACAAAAAUUAAUAAAAAUCUGGAUUA